UACAGCACAAACAAUGAACACACAGACGCCGUUGUUGGCCUAUCUUCGUUACCAGAAUGGUCGCAUGGAAGAUAGCUUUGAGUCAUUUUCACCUACAGUACGGACCAUUUUAGGCCACAGAUCAACUCGAAACUUCUCUUCCGAACCUCUCGCCCCAAAUACGCUCGAGAUAUUGCUUGCCGCCGGUCAGAGCGCAUCCACGUCUUCGGGCCUACAAACAUGGAGUGUCAUUGCUAUUUCUGAACCAGAGCACAAGGCCGAAGUCGCAACCCUCUGUGGAGACCAGGACUUUAUUCGACAGGCUCCAUUAUUUCUACUCUUCUGUGCAGAUCUGAGUAGAUUGAGCAAGAUUUCGGAGCAAGAAGGCCUACCAGGCAAGGGUCUUGAACACAUGGAUAUGUUUCUGAUGGCAACCAUCGACGCAGCCCUGGCUUCCCAGAACGUUAGCUUGGCUGCUGAGUCAAUGGGCUAUGGCAUUUGUUAUGUAGGCGCAGCCAGAAACAAUGCGCGAGAACUGUCCAAGUUGCUUCGAUUGCCACCACGUGUUAUUGGUCUGUUUGGAAUGGCAAUCGGGAAAGCAGAUUACAGCACUCCGACCUCGAUAAAACCGCGGCUAGAUCAGCAUGAAAUACUCCACCGCAAUUUCUGGGACUCCGACAGACAGGAUGAGCACGUUAUUGCAUACAACAAGACUCUUGGGGACUUUUACGAAAGUCAAGGAAAGGUAAGAAAAGAUUCUUGGUCACGGCAUGCCGCGCAAAAAUUGGCGUCAGGAAACCUAGAUGGGCGCGAGAUGCUUCGAGAAGUCCUUGAAGAACGCGAUUUCCAAUUGAAAUAGGCAAAUUCUUAAGUUCUAUCCAAUAGAAGCAAUGUUACAUAUAUUAAUAAUUCAAGCCUUGUAUGUAAUCGACCAAGGAUUUUUUGUGAGUUCUUUUCUAAAUUAAGCUUUGGAAAUUGACAGGAUUUCAACUUCGUCUUCAAUUAAUAGUAGUUCAAGAAGCGGGCAACGAAAGCUUUGAAAAUUGUAGGUAUGCUUGCCCGAAAUGAC
This is a messenger RNA of Aaosphaeria arxii CBS 175.79, 1048 nucleotides long. RefSeq names its product Nitro/flavin reductase. NCBI's taxonomy places the organism in Eukaryota, Fungi, Ascomycota, Dothideomycetes, Pleosporales. Bases 14 to 838 code for a protein of 274 amino acids. Gene Ontology annotation, molecular function: oxidoreductase activity. The record is from RefSeq and is a predicted model, not a curated record. The transcript has a single exon.